UGAUGGGGCUAUAAAAGUUUGAGUCCACUUGCACCUUGGGCACCUUGUCCAGCUGAUCUCUCUCCAGGGGUUGCACCAGAGGUCCUGCUCACCAUGAAGCUGCUCUUCCAGACGCUGUGUCUCUGCCUGGCCCUGGGCCUCGCCGCAACCCAAUAUGAUCGGAUAGCAAAAGCUCUCCAUCUCCCUGAGGCCCACCAUGAUGCUAAACUGGAUCGCUGUGAGGGACUGGAGUUUGAUGCCAUUGCUCCAGAUGAGAGUGGAGUCAUGCUCUUCUUCAAGGGUGACCAUGUGUGGAAGGGCUUCCAAGGGCAACCUGAGUUGAUAAACUCCUCGUUUAAGGAGCUGGAAGACCAUCACCACCUGGGCCACGUUGAUGCUGCCUUCCGUAUGCACUAUCCAGAUAACACUGAUCAUCACGAUCACACGUUCUUCUUCCUGGAUGACACAGUCUUCAGUUAUUACCAGAAGUCCCUGGAAAAGGGCUUUCCCAAAGACAUCUCAGAGGUGUUCCCUGGGGUUCCCAGUCAUCUGGAUGCAGCAGUAGAGUGCCCUAAAGGAGAAUGUGUGACUGACUCUGUUCUCUUCUUUAAGGAAAACCAAGUGUUCCACUAUGACACCAGGACCAAGACAGUGAAAACCAAGGUGUGGUCCCACUUGCCCAACUGCACCUCCGCCCUCCGCUGGCUCGAGCAUUACUACUGUUUCAGUGGGCACGAGUUCACCCGCUUUCACCCGGUCACGGGCACGGUGGUGGGCGAGUACCCAAAGGAUGCCCGCAAGUACUUCAUGCGCUGCCCCAACUUUGGCCACGGGAGCAAUCACACAUCGCAAGAUCUCUGCAAAAACACCCGAGUGGAUGCCAUCACCUCAGAUGACUUGGGCAAGGCUUAUGCAUUCAGAGGUAAUCUUUACAUGAGGCUGGACACACACCGGGAUGGCUGGCAUUCUUUCCCCAUCAGCAACACUUGGAAGGAAGUGAGUGGGGAUGUGGACGCUGUCUUCACCUACGAUGGAAAAGUCUACAUCAUCAAGGGAGAUCAGGUGUACAUUUAUAAAUCGGGUCCGGGUUAUGCCCUCAUUGAAGGGUACCCCAAAAGCUUGAAAGAGGAGCUGGGGGUGGAGGGACCUGUGGAUGCAGCUUUUGUCUGUGGGGAGCAUGAGAUUGCACACGUUAUCAAAGAUGAUAAGAUGUAUGAUAUCGAUCUGACAGUGACUCCCAGAGUCAUAGAUAAAGAGGCACUCCUACCCUUCAAAAAGGUGAAUGCUGGCAUGUGUGGUCCAGAUGGGGUGAAGAUCUUUGUGGAUGAGGACUUCUACCGUUAUGAGACGCCUCAAGUCCUGGCCUUCAGCAGAAUCCGCCCAGAGCCACACAAAAUCUCUCGGGAAUUUCUGGGCUGUGAACACUAGGGGGCGCAGCAAUCACACACAGUUAUAUCCAGAGCAAGAGAUAGAGAGAGGGAGUGAGAGAUAGAGAGAGGGAGUAAGAUAGAGAGAGGGAGUGAGAGAUAGACGGGAAGUGGGGAGCAUAAAAAUAGAGCGAUGACAUUUAUUUAAAUUCAUUUUUAAAGGUGAGAAGAAAAAACGAACUGCACUGCAAUGUGCUUUCACAUUAGUAUUGAUGAUUAUGCGACUUUGCUACCUGCUACAUUGUCUUUUCAGGACACUGACGCCUGCAGUAGUCAUUGUUUGAGUUUUAAUCCAAACUGUAUGAGACUGGUUUCAAACAGUAUUAAACAUGGCUCUCCCACUGGUUUCAAUAAAGAGAAUAAAAAAAAUGAAUGAAGCAAUACGGAUUUUUGUACUUGAUAGCUUUCCAUUGUAAAUGAAUUAGGGUGAAUUACCCCCCAUUUGGUAGAGGUAGAGUUAAUGUUUUAUUUUAUAUUUUAAGUAUUUUUUUUUACAUUUUCAGUAGUUAUUAGAUAGUGUUACUUGAAACACAUCACUGACACUUUUUAUAAAAAAAAUGUAAACCUGCAUACACAAGGUUAAACCUGCAAGGUUAAAGAUAUGAAACAGUAAAUACAUAGCCUAUACUUAAUUUAAAUCUGGUCAUAAACUAUGGUCUCAUGGAGCUUUACAGACAAUGGAUGUACCUGAUUAAUAGGUUACUGUUUUACGAAUUGAGUUCCACAGCAGCAGUAAAUGUAAUUGACACUAUUUUCCCUAUGUUUUUUUUUUAUUCUAUCCAAGCUUUAAUUACUUCUGUUUAGCCAGGAAUUCACACAUUUCUGGACCUCUCAACCAGCUGGUAGUGUGUCAAGGAAAGUAACAACGUGUCAGAAUUGAGUAUAGAGACCAUAUACGAGUAGGAAGAAAAGUUAUAACUUAAAAAAUGUCAACUGCUGGCAACCGUGUUGGCCAAAACUCAUUCGAAAAUUGUGAAAUAGAUGCCAUCUUGUGUUUUCUGUUGUAAUUGCUCCAUAUUAAACCCUCCGUCCUUGCUUA
This is a messenger RNA of Clupea harengus (Atlantic herring), 2445 nucleotides long. Its product is annotated as hemopexin-like. Gene Ontology annotation, molecular function: heme transmembrane transporter activity. NCBI's taxonomy places the organism in Eukaryota, Metazoa, Chordata, Actinopteri, Clupeiformes, Clupeidae. Gene Ontology annotation, biological process: heme transport; intracellular iron ion homeostasis. The record is from RefSeq and is a predicted model, not a curated record.